Molecule: messenger RNA, 1277 nt
Organism: Elgaria multicarinata webbii
Lineage: Eukaryota; Metazoa; Chordata; Lepidosauria; Squamata; Anguidae
Gene: CCNE2
Product: cyclin E2
Exons: 10
Coding region: 1-1212 (403 amino acids)
Biological process (GO): G1/S transition of mitotic cell cycle; regulation of cyclin-dependent protein serine/threonine kinase activity
Cellular component (GO): cytoplasm; nucleus; cyclin E1-CDK2 complex
Molecular function (GO): cyclin-dependent protein serine/threonine kinase regulator activity
Source: RefSeq, a predicted model, not a curated record
AUGGAAGAAAUGUCUUUGCCUUUCUACAGUAGUCGUUUGCAAGCUAAACUGCAUCAGCCUUGCCAGGAUACUUCUCCACAAGAACUGCAAGCACCAGCAUCACUUCAGAACAGAAAAAGGAAAGCAAUGCAGGACCCCAAAAGAAAGGAAGAAAACAUGAAACUUCAAUAUGAAAUUAAGAGCUGUUGGCCAUCCACGAUAUCAGGCGGCAUCUCUCCUUGCAUAAUAAUAGAAACUCCUCACAAAGAAUCAACAACCACUGACUUCUCCAGAUUUAAAAAAUACAGGUUCAGGAACCUCUUCAUAAAUCCAUCACCUUUACCAGAACUCAGUUGGGGAAGUUCUAAAGAUGUCUGGUCCAACAUUCUCAAAAAAGAAAACAAAUAUUCUCACUGCAAGCAUUUCACGUCUCUACACUCAAACCUGCAGCCACAUAUGAGAUCAAUCCUAUUGGACUGGCUUCUGGAGGUAUGUGAAGUGUACACACUCCAUAGGGAAACGUUCUACUUGGCACAAGACUUUUUUGAUAGAUUCAUGUUGACUCAAAAGGACAUAGGCAAAACCAUGCUUCAGCUCAUAGGAAUUACAACAUUGUUCAUUGCUUCCAAGCUUGAGGAGAUAUAUGCUCCCAAACUACAGGAGUUUGCGUAUGUCACUGAUGGUGCUUGUAGUGAAGAUGAUAUUAUAAAGAUGGAGCUCAUUAUACUAAAGGCUCUAAAGUGGGAACUCUGCCCAGUUACAAUAAUCUCUUGGCUGAACCUUUAUCUCCAAGUGGAUGCUCUGAAAGAUGUCCCAAAGGUGCUGCUACCUCAGUAUUCUCAGGAAAAGUUUAUUGAAAUAGCGCAGCUUUUAGAUCUCUGUAUUCUAGAUGUUAAUUCUUUGGAUUUCCAGUAUAGGAUAUUGGCAGCAGCUGCACUCUACUGUUAUACCUCAGUAUUAGUAGUUAAGAGAGUUUCAGGCUUGGAUUGGGACAGUAUUGCUGAGUGUGUAGAAUGGAUGGAACCAUUUGUUAAGACAGCAAAAAAAUUCCCAGUAAAAUUGAAGAACUUUAAGAAGAUUGCAGCAGAAGAUAGACAUAAUAUACAAGCCCACACAAACUACUUGGACAUGCUGGAUGAAGUUAACUAUGAAGUAGCUGUUGCAGUACCAGUCCAGCUAUCACCAGUGUCUACAGGAGGGAUAAUUACACCCCCAAAGAGUUCUGAAAAGUGAAACUCUUGCAUCCGUGAAUGCGUUUCAAGUCAAGGAAUUAUAGCAUAAAGACUUUUUCUUAAAAA